CUUCUCUCCUUUCUCCUAUCACCAUGGAAUCAUCCGUCUUUCUGCUUCUCCUUAGCAUUUCCGCUGUACUCGCUGGUGAGUCUAAAGUAAUCACAAAACGAGGUAUCGGUCAUGGAGGAGUAGGCAUCGGUGGUGGUCUUGGAGGAGGUUUCGGCGGCGGUUAUGGAGGUGGUUUUGGUGGUGGAUUUGGUGGUGGUUUUGGCGGUGGCCUAGGAGGCGGAAAUACGGUCAUCACAAAUUCCGUUCCUGUGGCAGUACCAGUUCCAGUACCUCAGCCAGUCGUCGUUCCAAAACCGGUGCCAGUGGAAGUCGUUAAGAAAGUUCCAGUUCCAGUUGCCGUAGGAGGUGGACACGGAGGUGGAUUUGGUGGAGGAUUUGGAGGUGGAAUCGGCGGAGGACACGGCUUGGGCGGUGGAUUUGGAGGCGGCUCCGGAGGUGGCUUCGGAGGAGGCUUCGGAGGUGGCUUCGGAGGUGGCUUCGGAGGUGGCUUCGGAGGUGGCUUCGGAGGUGGCUUCGGAGGUGGCUUCGGAGGUGGAGCCUCCAGCACAAUUGUCCACACCGUUCCGGUCCCGGUUAAAGUUCCAGUACCGCAUCCUGUCAUCGUCUCUAAGCCAGUUCCAGUUCCAGUUGUCAAAAAAAUAGCUGUACCAGUGCCAAUAAGUACAGGUCACGGAGGAUGGAGUGGUGGCUGGUGGUAAAUUCACCAGUUUUACCAAAAAAAAUUGUUAUGUUGCAUUUAAAAUUGUUAUAAAUAUUUAGUUUUUUAAUAAUAAAAUUUAAUAAUGA
Molecule: messenger RNA, 786 nt
Organism: Aethina tumida (small hive beetle)
Lineage: Eukaryota; Metazoa; Arthropoda; Insecta; Coleoptera; Nitidulidae
Exons: 3
Coding region: 24-698 (224 amino acids)
Source: RefSeq, a predicted model, not a curated record